Molecule: messenger RNA, 404 nt
Organism: Corticium candelabrum
Lineage: Eukaryota; Metazoa; Porifera; Homoscleromorpha; Homosclerophorida; Plakinidae
Product: large ribosomal subunit protein mL41-like
Exons: 4
Coding region: 18-323 (101 amino acids)
Biological process (GO): translation
Cellular component (GO): mitochondrial large ribosomal subunit
Molecular function (GO): structural constituent of ribosome
Source: RefSeq, a predicted model, not a curated record
AGUAUGUAUUGACCAAAAUGCCUUUGAAUGUGAUACGUGGGCUGAUGCGAGGAGCUAAACGAGGCAAUCUGACGUCUAAAAGAGGCAACAGGCUAUUCUACAAAGGUCGUGGUGCCAAGUCGACGGGAUUUCACACUAAGAAAGGUAGUUACAUUGUACAGCAACAUAAGGUGCCGCAGUUUAUUGUUCCAGACCUGACAGGGUUUCAGUUAAAGCCUUAUGUGUCUCAUAAAACACCCAAAGUUUUGAAUCCUCCUCUUACUGUAGACGAGUUGAAGUCACACAUACGACCCACUCAAACAGCAGACACAACAGACGAAUAGCAGAGUAUAUUAUAAUGUAAUCGAAUACCGUACGUCUCUGAUAUGAAAAAUAAAGAUAUAACACAUUGUCUUUCCAAUUCG